Frankliniella occidentalis (western flower thrips) is the source of this 1351-nucleotide messenger RNA. RefSeq names its product 39S ribosomal protein L3, mitochondrial (gene mRpL3). NCBI's taxonomy places the organism in Eukaryota, Metazoa, Arthropoda, Insecta, Thysanoptera, Thripidae. Gene Ontology annotation, biological process: translation. Bases 9 to 1280 code for a protein of 423 amino acids. The record is from RefSeq and is a predicted model, not a curated record. Gene Ontology annotation, molecular function: structural constituent of ribosome. Gene Ontology annotation, cellular component: mitochondrial large ribosomal subunit; ribosome. The transcript has 8 exons.
GUCUCAAUAUGCGUCGUCUGCUGGUGCACCAACCACCGACAGUCAAUUGUUUGUGGAGAGAAACAACAAUGGCGGCGCUAAGAACUCGUGUUGGGUGUCUUCUUCAGGGCUUUUUCUCAUCUUCUAAAAUACCACGAAGUUCUUUCGAUAUUCGAUUUGACGGAUGUGUGACACAAGUUAGAUUCAAAGGAGGGCCUGCAACACCUCGGUUUCGCCAUCCUGUAUGGCACGUCAGGAAGGAGAGAGCUCAUUAUCCAGAAAAUUUGACAGCUGAGAACAAGGAAUUUAUCCGAGAAACUAUUUCUCAAGACUUUGGCCCACCUAUUGUUGCUCAUGGAGUGAAAACAUAUGACUCACCUCUCAAAAAUAUAGAAAAAAUAGAACCAGUCCAGUGGUUUCCAGGAAUAAGGAGGACGUCUACCAUAGCCAAGAAGAUUGGCAUUCAGCCACUGUGGCUUAAUGAUGGAACCCGUGUUAUGACAACACUUUUACAAAUUGUGGAUAAUCAUGUUAUAAAGUACAAUCCACCAGAUCAAGUGAUUCCACUGAGACGACGUCAUAAAGUUAUACCCAAAAAAGUUUUAGGGAAGUUUGGUGCCCUAAUUGUUGGAGCAGAGAGCGCUGAUCCACAAGAGUUCACUAAAAAUUACUGUGGACUGUUUAGAGAGUCUGGCCUUCCCCCCAAACGAAAGUUAGCUAGAUUUUUGAUCUCUCCUGAAGCUGUUCUUCCCUCUGGUACACCACUUAAUGCAAUGCAUUACAGAGUUGGUGAUUAUAUUGAUGCAACAGGAUUUACGAUACAGAGAGGUUUCCAAGGUGUUAUGAAAAGAUGGGGCUUCAAAGGCCAACCUGCAACUCAUGGUCAGACUAAGACACAUCGUCGCCCUGGUUCCAUUGGUGGAGGAGCAGGGCAUAGAGUGUGGCCUGGCAAGAAAAUGCCAGGACACAUGGGUGGUAGACACAGAACAUUAAGAGCCUUGAAGAUAUUAAGGAUAAAUACAGAAUAUAAUGUAUUGUAUGUUACUGGACAAAAUAUCCCUGGUCAGAUCAACUCCUACAUCUAUGUUCAUGACAGUUUAAGUCACCACAGGUGGGUGAAGGAUGCAAAGGACGCAUGGCCACUUCCAACCUAUAUACCUACAGAGACUGAAGUUCCAGAAAACCUAUAUGCAUCUGAUGUGCAUCCCUUUGAUGCUCCUUCUAUUACCUAUGAAAUUGUUGACACACCUGUUGUGAGAACUGGUGCCAAAAUAGCAAAGGCAAAAGGAUCCAAAAAGUAGAUAUUUUUAUAUGAAAACCAGUGAUUUCAUUGUAAAAACUUUCGGAAAAUUAAAAAUUUAAGGCUUGUUAA